AUGCUGAACAUCACGAUAGGAACACUCACUGCAACUUCCGUUCCGAGCGGCCAUCGACCUCCCAGCGCUACUGCCAAUCGACCCGACUCUCCUUCCUCACGACGAGAUAACCUUGAUGCUAUUGGCACAGUCUUGUCUCCCCAGACCACACGAGCGAAGAGACCAAGCACCAUGCGAAGAGUGUCAACCAUCAGAAAACAACUUCCUCAUAGGGGUGAACAAUUUUCAGUUGAUGAUGAUCCGUCAGAGGUAGAAAUCGACCGCGUCCCUACAACUCCUACCCAACCGGCUUUUCCCACCAGUCGCCACCAGUCAACGGUGCGCCGCCGGACCCAGGCCAAUGUAGGAACUUUACCUCGUGUUGAUUCGGCAGAAGAAGAGACCGAGGAACUAAUGACCAAUGAACCCGAAGCUGAACAACCCACCGGGGAACCUGAGGAGCAAGACUUGCCCGAGGAAAUUGACCAGGGAGACUUAGGCGACUCUGAGGAACAAGAUCUUAGCGAUGCAGAGAGUUUCACCUUGAGAGACCGCCAACUUGCGAUUAAUGAGACGCAUCCCUUCGGUAUAAGAAUAUGGAAGCCUGCCUUAUACAAGAAGAAUCGCUCGGUCGAGAAAACCGCCGAAGAAGACAUCCACUCAUCGCCCAGCCAGAUUGUCAGUCAUUGGUUAUGGGUAUUCAACUGGCUGUGGACCGUCUUCUUUGGCUGGUGGUUGGCUCUUGCAGCCUUGAUUGCCGCUCUCGUCUGUUUCCUCUUUGCAUUUGACCCUAGUGCGGCGGCCUAUGGCAGAGUCUUCUGGUCUCUGGGAGGCUAUCUCUUCUGGCCCUUCGGCAAGUUUGUGAAGCUAGAGCAAGACGAGAAUUAUGUUGAGGAAGAUGAAGGCGAGGGUCGAAGCGUCAGCGAGUACGAACGAUGGCAAAGUGGGGACCUCGAGUAUGGUCGUCUCAUGUUCGGUCCCACCAUUACCCAUACUGGUUCCAUCGUUGGACGACAUAGAAACAGUAUUGACUCAGCCAGCGAAACAGACAGCCUGCUGGCUCGAAGUGGGCGUAGCGAUCGACAGGACACUUCGACAAACACCAGGACAAAACGACGUCUUUUCGGCCGUGGCCAAUGGACUCUGGGAAGAGUCAUCUUCUUCGUCUUCUUCUAUUUCUACGUUGCUCCACUCAUGCUUCUUGUCUCGAUGAUCUGCUGGUUCAUGGUUUUCUGGAUUCCCAUGGGUCGAGUUACACUGAUCUUGUUCUAUCACCUCAGGAAGCGACCACUAUCCCUGACCUUCCAUCGCGACGUCUCUUAUGCCCGAAGUUCCACCACGCCCUCUUCUAUCAUCAUUUGCACUUAUCGUGCAGUGGGAACGAAAUACUGGAAGUACACCAUUGAUGGGACGAAUAUCUUUCUGAUCAACUUCCUCGCCGUCGUAGUCUUCGUUAUUCUGGACUACUUCAUCUUGGACGUGGCGCUCGGCCUGAACAUCUGGCUCACUAGUCCAGCGCUUCUCUUCACCUUGGCUCUGAUCUCCAUCAUCCCCCUGGCGUAUUUCAUUGGCCAGGCCGUGGCAUCCAUUUCAGCGCAAUCGUCAAUGGGCAUGGGAGCUGCCGUGAAUGCCUUCUUCUCAACCAUCGUGGAAGUUUAUCUCUACUGCAUCGCGCUAAACGAGGGCAAAGGGAAACUGGUGGAAGGUAGUAUCAUUGGCAGCAUAUUUGCUGGUAUUUUGUUAUUGCCUGGACUUUCAAUGUGCUUCGGUGCUAUCAAACGCAAGACUCAACGUUUCAAUGUCAAGUCUGCUGCCGCAACGUCGACCAUGUUACUAUUUGCUGUCAUUGCAGCCUUCGGGCCAACUCUGUUCUACAAGAUCUACGGCAGUCAUGAAUUGAUCUGUAAGACCUGCUCAGCUGCGGAUAUGGGAAGUCCCCGCGACUGCAGACAAUGCUAUUUCAGACAGGUGCCGGCCAUCUCGGACGAGUUCUUUGUUAAGGCUGUGCAGCCUUACUGCUGGUUUGCUGCGGUCCUGCUGUUCUCUUCCUAUAUCAUUGGCCUCUUGUUCACACUUCGCACCCAUGCUGCCAUUAUCUGGACCACUGAGGCUGACGAAAAGAAACCGCCGCGAGGGGGCCCUCAAACGGUUGAAGUCAGCCCCACGGAUACUCGGCAUCACAGUGUUGGAAAUUCCCAGCUGCUUCCUAACCCACCAAACGUAUCUCACAUCCCACGAGCGGCGAUAAGGGAGUCGCAGUUGUACAAACGAAUUCUUGGGCAAUCCUUGAGAUCGACUGGGCUUCCGGCGGAUGGUGAAGUUUCAACCGAGCGAGAAGUACGUCCCCUCUCCAAAGCUGAUCCACAAAUUCAAGCGAUCGACCAUCAGGCCAAAGCGGAUCUGCCUUUCAUGGUUCCUCCCAAAUCAAGUCAUGGAUCUGAAAGCUUUCAAAGUCCUGUCAUGCGCCCAGUCGUUCCUGGCUUGUCCGAGGAGGAUAACAACAACCUGGUCCGUCAAGUUGCUGAAAUUGCAGCCACUGCAGCUACCGUUGCAGCCAGAGAUGCAGUAAACCAUCCGCGAUCGACUGCUUACCAAGUUAGCCACUCCUAUAAAUCAGACACAGUCAAGUCCUCCCGACCCCCCGCAAUCAGACAGAGUACCACACUCGAUGCCACACCCGCGCAUGCGGCAGCAGAAUUUCCCGCUCAAGCUGGGGCGGAAGGCGGUGGCGGACAUGAUGCUCCAAACUGGUCACGUACCAAAUCAUCGGUGAUCUUGUUAACUGCUACUAUAGCUUAUGCCAUUGUCGCCGAGGUUCUUGUCAACACGGUCGAUGUUGUGCUUACCUCGGUUGAGAUUGAUGAGAAGUUCCUGGGAAUUACGCUGUUCGCUUUGGUUCCCAACACAACGGAAUUCCUCAAUGCCAUCUCGUUCGCAAUGAACGGCAACAUUGCAUUGAGUAUGGAAAUUGGGUCAGCAUAUGCGUUACAGGUCUGCUUGCUCCAGAUCCCGGCAUUGGUUCUAUUUUCAGCAGUACACGGGAACUAUAUUGAUCCCAACGAACUUAUUGAUCAUACUUUCAAUCUCAUAUUCCCCCAAUGGGACAUGGUGACGGUGAUCCUUUGCGUGUUCUUGCUCAGCUACAUGUCGGGUGAAGGCAAGAGCAACUACUUCAAGGGAAGCAUUUUAGUGCUUACCUAUUUAGUUGUGCUGAUGGGAUUCUUCUACAGUGGAUUCACCACGUUGAUGAUGGGCGGUGAUCCCAAUGACACACUCGCCAUCAUGUCAAGCAUGGCGUUCCAAUAUCGGGAGGCUGGAGGAGUUGGGAUGGGCGCCACGACCACUGGACGAGAGUUAUAA
Exophiala aquamarina CBS 119918 is the source of this 3339-nucleotide messenger RNA. RefSeq names its product Ca2+:H+ antiporter. Gene Ontology annotation, molecular function: calcium:proton antiporter activity. Gene Ontology annotation, biological process: calcium ion transmembrane transport; intracellular calcium ion homeostasis. The transcript has a single exon. Gene Ontology annotation, cellular component: membrane; endomembrane system. The record is from RefSeq and is a predicted model, not a curated record. Lineage: Eukaryota; Fungi; Ascomycota; Eurotiomycetes; Chaetothyriales; Herpotrichiellaceae. The coding region runs from base 1 to 3339 and encodes 1112 amino acids.